Messenger RNA from Schistosoma mattheei, 1122 nucleotides. NCBI's taxonomy places the organism in Eukaryota, Metazoa, Platyhelminthes, Trematoda, Strigeidida, Schistosomatidae. The record is from the annotation of a GenBank genome assembly.
AUGACUGAGGAUCAUGCAGAUUGGCUUGUACGAAAAAGUCGACGUUAUCUACCUCAUAUAGCUAGAUUCUGUCUCGUGUCUACAUUUAUUGAAGAUGGUUUUCGACUUUUAACUCAAUGGUCUGACCAAGUGGAUUAUAUCCAAUCUGUUUGGGGAACCCAUGUCAUAUUUGCAGCCUUUUUCAUUUUAUUGAACAUCUGCUUACAGUUUAUUGGAAGUGCUUUUGUCUUGGGUCGUUAUCGAGUAAAAAUUGGCGUUGGAAUUCUUAUGUCAACUGUAUUAUUACAAACUAUUGGUUAUAACAUCUGGACAAAAGUAUUCUUUAUGCGUAAUCUAUCACUUAUUGGUAGUUUAUUAUUAUUAUUAGCUGAAGUACAACAAGAAACACGUAGUCUAUUAGCUGGUCUACCAUCAUCUGGUGAAAAUACACAUCGACAAUAUAUUCUACUUGGUGGUAGAAUACUUAUUAUUCUAAUGUUUGUCACACUAAUUCAUUUAGGUAGUAGUAUAUUCUAUGUUAUACAAUCCAUUAGUAAUUUAAUCUUAAUUCUAUUGGUGGCAAUUGGUUAUAAAACAAAACUUUGUGCAACAGUAUUAGUUAUUUGGUUAACUGGUAUGAAUUUUUAUUAUAAUCGAUUUUGGGCUGUUAGUAAUGAUAGUUUAAUGUGGGAUUUUUUAAAAUAUGAUUUCUUUCAAACAUGGUCAGUUAUUGGUGGUUUAGGUUUAGUUGUUGCAUAUGGACCAGGUGGUGUUAGUGUAGAUGAUUAUAAAAAGAAAUGGUAAUAACAAUAUAUAUAUGAACAUUACAUUCUAUGUUUGUUCUGAUCGUUGUGGAAUAGUAAUAGUCGUAGUAGUUCAUGUAUACAUGAAAUGAUGUAUAUCAUAAUUACUACCUGAUAAUAACAAUAAUAAUGUACUUGUUUGAUUAGUUCUUUUCUCUUUCAUCUUGUAAACUGUCCAUUUCCUUUAUUGGUUAUAUAUAUAUAUACUGGUCAACAAAUGGAAUAAUAAUAAUAGAAUGUAAUUAUUUUGCAACUCUAUAAAAAGAACUAUUCUAUAUGUUCUCUUAUUUACAAGUUCAUAUUGUCUUUUGUUCAUUCAUUAAUUUAUGUUCAACGUUAU